CUUUAUAACAAUCUAUCAGAUGCCGGUGAAAAAUCGGGCAAAGAAAUGGCGGCAAUAUCUCGCCUGCAAGUGCAGUUCCUCCACAUCACUCCUCCUCUCAAAUCGCCUUCGGUCUUCUCAAGACUCCCUCAGUUCUCUCGCAUUUCUCCCCGUAAAUUCUUCACUCAUCGCCCUCUCUGCUCCGUUUCCGAUUCGACUCCUCAGAGUUCUUCUUCGGAGAUAGGAUCGAGUUCGAGCAUUGUCGGUGACCUUCUCGACUAUCUCAACGAGUCCUGGACUCAGUUUCAUGCGACAGCUGAAGCAAAACGGCAAUUAGUUGCUGCUGGUUUUCAUUUGCUAAACGAGGAUGAAGACUGGAACUUAAAGCCUGGAGGACGCUAUUUCUUUACACGAAAUAUGUCUUGUUUGGUUGCCUUUUCCAUUGGAGAAAAGUAUGUUCCUGGUAAUGGAUUCCAUGUUAUUGCUGCUCACACAGAUAGCCCAUGCCUAAAAUUAAAGCCCAAGUCUUCAUCAAACAAGUGUAAUUGUCUAAUGGUCAAUGUGCAGACAUAUGGGGGUGGUUUGUGGCAUACUUGGUUUGAUAGAGAUUUGAGUGUCGCUGGAAGAGUUAUAGUAAGAGGCAGUGAUGGUUCAUAUUUUCACAAACUUGUCAAAGUAAGAAGGCCUCUUUUGCGAAUUCCAACCUUGGCAAUUCAUCUUGACCGCACAGUGAACCAGGAUGGUUUUAAGCCAAACUUUGAAACUCAUCUUAUUCCGUUGAUGGCAAUAAAGAUGAAAGACAAUUCAAUGGAGUCGGAAGAUGAAGGCAAUGAUCCGUUAUUGAAGGAUGCCCUACAUCCACUUCUGAAACAGGUCAUAUCAGAAGAGCUCUGUUGUGCAGCUGAUGAUAUAGUGAGCUUUGAGUUGAACGUGUGUGAUACCCAACCUAGCUGUCUUGGAGGCGGAAAUGAGGAGUUUAUUCUCUCAGGAAGAUUAGAUAACCUCGCAUCAAGCUAUUGUGCAUUCAGAGCUCUUAUUGAUUCUUGUGGAUCUCAUGGUGACUUAAUAAGUGAACAGGCAGUUCGAAUGGUUGCUUUGUUUGAUAAUGAAGAGGUGGGUUCAGGUUCAAUUCAGGGAGCUGGUGCACCCACCAUGUUUCAGGCCAUGAGGCGCAUAGCCAGCGACAUUGCUCAAGGACAUGUUGGUGAAGGUGUUUUUGAGCGUGCUUUUAGGCAAUCCUUUCUUGUGUCUGCGGACAUGGCCCACGGAGUUCAUCCAAAUUUCAUGGAUAAGCAUGAAGAACACCAUAGACCAGAAAUGCAAAAGGGACUUGUCAUAAAGCACAAUGCCAACCAGCGCUAUGCUACAAGCGGAGUCACAGCUUUUCUUUUCAGAGAAUUAGGCCGAAUUCAUAACCUACCAACGCAGGAUUUUGUUGUGAGAAAUGACAUGGGUUGUGGGUCUACCAUCGGUCCAAUCCUUGCUUCUGGAGUUGGCAUCCGUACAGUGGAUUGUGGCAUCCCUCAACUUUCCAUGCACAGCAUAAGAGAAAUUUGCGGGAAAGAAGAUAUAGACACAGCUUACAAGUAUUUCAAGGCAUUCUAUCAAUCGUUUUCAAGCAUAGACCGAAAACUGAAGGUGGACGCCUGAAUCAAAGAUAAACCGAAUAAGGUUAUUGUCAAUUUAUUAAAGGCUACGGGAAAAUAUUUCCCCACGGAUGUGUGUUCUAAUCUCAGAGUCAGAGUCAGAGCCUUCCCAGAAAAAUUUUCGAAUUUAAGGGUACAUGUCCAAUAAUAUGAUUUCCCUCCUGAAUUAGGUUUCUCAUUCGUUUAUUUUGCUUAUCCCAAGAUUUCGACCUCCUCCAAAUCAUUUAAUGUAUAUUUCAAUCUA
Cucurbita maxima (winter squash) is the source of this 1869-nucleotide messenger RNA. RefSeq names its product probable aspartyl aminopeptidase. Gene Ontology annotation, molecular function: aminopeptidase activity; zinc ion binding. Gene Ontology annotation, biological process: proteolysis. NCBI's taxonomy places the organism in Eukaryota, Viridiplantae, Streptophyta, Magnoliopsida, Cucurbitales, Cucurbitaceae. The record is from RefSeq and is a predicted model, not a curated record. The transcript is spliced from 10 exons. The coding region runs from base 46 to 1629 and encodes 527 amino acids.